AGCCGUUUUCUUUUGCUCACCGCGCGUGGAUUUACAACCUCCGCGUCUUUCCACUACAAACACUCGCUACUUAUUCCGCCAUGGCUCAGAUCGUUCAGACCCCUCAGCAGCAGCAGCAGCAGCAGCACUCUGAGACUCUGAGGUUCACCCGGAUGUGCAAGUACUGGAGCAACAACAAGUGCAACAUGGGCGCCAACUGCAACUUUGCUCAUGACCAGCGUGAACUUCGUGCGCAGCCUGACCUGGUGGCCACGCGCUUGUGCUUCCAGUUCUCCCGCAAGGGCCAGUGCAAGAACGGCGACGCCUGCAAGUACGCCCAUGGGAAGUCAGAGCUGCGACGUUUGCAUCCUCAGUCGACAGCGUCGACGUUGCAACUCCCGAAGAUGCCGGUCUUUCCCAAGGAACCCAAGGCCGCGGGACAGGUGAUGAAGGCUCCUCCUGGCCUCGUCGCUGUGGCGCCUCCACCGGGGUUGGAGUUGGAAGAAGCAACACCG
Molecule: messenger RNA, 494 nt
Organism: Durusdinium trenchii
Lineage: Eukaryota; Dinophyceae; Suessiales; Symbiodiniaceae
Source: the annotation of a GenBank genome assembly